Molecule: messenger RNA, 4050 nt
Organism: Nerophis lumbriciformis (worm pipefish)
Lineage: Eukaryota; Metazoa; Chordata; Actinopteri; Syngnathiformes; Syngnathidae
Product: protocadherin beta-16-like
Biological process (GO): homophilic cell-cell adhesion
Cellular component (GO): plasma membrane
Molecular function (GO): calcium ion binding
Source: RefSeq, a predicted model, not a curated record
CACACACACACACACACACACACUCAUGCACAUACACUGUAUUUCAAUGAACCAUAUGCAGAAAAAAAAUUAAAAAAUUAAAUAAACACCUCAUGUUAUCAACUUUAACACUUACUGGAGGGCGGUUUUAUUAUGUAUCUGUUGCCCAGCCUAAUGAUUGUAUUUGUUUAUUGGUCUCACAUUUAACUGUUUAAUGUUGAAUCAUUCAUUUGUUUUGUUAUUUCUUUGUUUUGUGUGUGUGUGUUUUCUUCCUCACAUCCUUUAGAAUUUGAAAUUAAUUAUUGUUGUUAUAGUAAUCACUACUGUCCAUGGUGCUGAAUUGUUUGUGAAUAAAGGUAAUUUACCACAACUGUAGUACCAAAUCUACAACUAUACAUGUGUAAAUAAAUAACUUAAACACCAAAAUAAAAAUACUGAUAUUGAAUAUAAAAUAUACGGAAUUUGGCAAUUAAUAUUUAUACCAAAUAUAUUAUAUUUAACUUUUUUUUAAUUAAUUCUUCCUGAGAUUUUAAUUUGACUAAUAAAAAAAACUGCAAAAAUCACUCAUCCGAAAAUGAAUGUCAGAUAGUGAAAAUAAUAUAAAUAAAAAUAUAUACAUCGAUGAUAAUUAGCCUUUAUUUCCUAAGUUUAUGUAUAAUCUCCUACAACGUUUUGCCUUUUUAUUUCUUGCUGAUAGGAAGUUGUUUUUUCCAACAUGUCCUUCGUAAUUUCAAAAUAAAUGUCAAAACACGACCAUAAGACGACAGAUGAACCUAAUGUGCAUUGAUAAAAUACAUAUUUUGUUCUAUUAAGCAAUUUAGUUAUUUAUUUUCAACAUCAUAUGCAUCUUUAUUGAAUUUAACGUCUGUAAUAAAUAUGUUUGAUUGUUGAGAAAUAUGAAGGUGUAUUACUGUGAAAAUGCUCUGAGGGCCGCUGUUGAUACGUCAUUGAAUAAGAGUGACAAUAUUCAGUGCUGUGGUCCUAUUGGUCUCCUUUUAGAGCUUCACUGCUUGGAUGGAGGACAGUCUGUUCGCCAUUUGAAGAGCAAUCGUCAUUGUGGGUUAUCCUCUUUGUUUUGGAUUUAUUGUCUGAGGAGUGCCUGCUCUUUUUUGAAGGAUUAUUAACGAAGUUUUUCUUUUUUAUAUCUUGAGGAUGGAUUAUAUGUGGAUAAACGCAGUCAGAGGCCGAUGGCGCGCUCUGUUUGUCAUUCUUUGUCUCUGCGAGCUGAGCUCAGUGAGUGGACAGGCUCGCUAUUCCAUACCGGAGGAGCAGGCAGAAGGCUCUUUUGUUGGAAACAUUGCCAGAGAUUUGGGCUUGGAUGUGGCCAGACUAAUAACAGGUAAAGCUCGUAUUAUCACCAAGGAAGAUCGGCAGUAUGUUGAUUUAAAGCGAGACAAAGGCACACUUGUUAUUAAAGAGCGCAUCGACCGAGAAGAGCUUUGUGGAAAGACGACGCCCUGCAGCUUCAGUUUUGACAUCAUUCUAGAAAAUCCAAUCCAGCUUCAUCGUGUAACAGUGGAAGUUAUAGAUAUUAAUGAUAAUAGCCCCUCCUUUCCACAACAAGAAAUACAUCUAAAAAUUGCAGAAAAUGCUGCAGUGGGCACCCGUUUCUCUGUUGAGAAUGCAGACGACUCUGAUGUUGGUAAUAAUGAUAUUCAGAAAUAUAUUCUUAAACCUUCAGAUCAUUUAAAAUUAGAAAUACAAAGCCAACCAGACGGAAUGAAGGUUAUAGAAAUGGUUUUACAGAAGCCUUUAGACAGGGAGGAAGAGGAGACUCACACUCUCAUGUUGAUUGCUUCAGAUGGCGGUGAGCCACAUAGAUCAGGGACGGUGAGAAUUCAAAUCACUGUGCUGGAUGCCAACGAUAACGCACCUGUGUGCAGCCAGCCUGUUUAUAAGGUAGAUGUUCGAGAAAAUUCACCUGAAGAAACAUUGAUUACUACUGUUAGUGCAAGUGACGCUGAUACAGGCCUCUAUGGUGACGUCACUUAUUCCAUCGGUGCCACCAGAGAGGCGGAGCAGAUGUUUAAUGUACAUCUUAAAACAGGAGAAAUUCAACUUACUGGCAAAUUAGAUUUUGAGAAAUCUAAGCAUUAUCAGUUUAAUGUCCGGGCUAGUGAUCAUGGAGGAUUUACUGACACAUGUAAAGUUAUUGUUAACAUAAUUGAUGAGAAUGACAAUGUCCCUACAAUUAAAUUAAUGUCAUUUUCUCAGUCCAUACCUGAGGAUUCUCCCCCAGGUACAACUGUAGCUGUUUUUAACGUGAAUGAUGAAGACUCUGAAAGCAACGGUGUUGUCAAGUGCUCCAUGACGUCUGAUGUCCCUUUCAAAAUUGAGUCCUCAUUAACAGGUUAUUACACCAUCGUGACCGACAACUUUUUAGACAGGGAAAGUGUUUCUGAAUAUAAUGUUACCAUAACAGUGUCUGACCAAGGCUCUCCUCCUCUGUCUAGUAGUAAAACCAUCAACGUUAAAAUAUCUGACGUUAACGACAGCCCGCCCAAAUUCCAUCAGUCAGAAUACAGUAAGAAUGUACCAGAGAACAACUCUCCUGGUUUUUCUGUGUUUACUGUCAGUGCUAGUGAUGCAGACUGGGGCCAGAACGCUCGAGUGUCUUACUUCUUGGAGGAGAAAGAAGUUAAUGGAGUAGCUGUGUCUUCUUUUGUCUCAGUCAACUCAGAGAACGGUGUCAUCCACGCAGUCCGAUCUUUUGAUUACGAACAAAUUAAAUCAUUUGACUUUAACGUUACCGCCCGUGAUGCCGGAUCCCCUCCUUUAAGUUCUGUAGCCACAGUUCAUAUCCUGAUCCAGGACCAGAACGACAACGCCCCCCAGGUCCUGUACCCGGUCCAGACUGGUGGCUCGGUGCUGGCUGAAAUGGUGCCUCGUUCAGCAGAUGUGGGCUAUCUGGUGACUAAAGUGGUGGCUGUGGAUGUGGACUCUGGACAGAACGCCUGGCUCUCCUAUAAAGUGCACAAAGCCACAGACAGGGCGCUGUUUGAAGUGGGCCUACACAAUGGAGAAAUAAGAACUGUCCGCCAAGUCACUGAUAAAGAUGCCGUCAAACAAAGACUGAGUGUUCUAGUGGAGGACAACGGGCAGCCCUCUCGUUCAGCUACAGUCAUUGUUAACGUGGCGGUGGCGGACAGCUUCCCUGAAGUGCUGUCAGAGUUCACUGACUUUAGCAUGCACGACAAGGAGUACAAUGACAAGCUGACUUUUUACUUAGUCUUGGCUUUGGCUGUGGUCUCCUUCCUCUUCAUCACCUGCUUGCUGCUCAUCAUAUCAGUCAAAGUGUACAGGUGGAGACAGUCUCGCGUCCUGUACCACUCCAACCUCCCUGUCAUUCCAUAUUAUCCACCACGUUACUCAGACACUUUGGGGACAGGGACUCUCCAACACGUGUACAAUUACGAGGUGUGCAGGACCACCGACUCCAGAAAAAGUGACAUGAAGAAUAUGCAAGCCAUGAGUCAAAGUUUAGUGAGUGUGGAUGGAGCUGAUGCUGAUACACCACAUGUGACCAAGCAGAUGUCAGGAAACUUUUCACAGAUGUCAACUUUGGUGAGUUAUAUUUUGUUUUGCCAUGCUUUCUCUCUUGUUGUGUUUUAAAGUUCCCACUGCCGUCAGAAGGUUACAAUAUUGUCACUUAGCAUUUUGAAAGUCCUGCUUCCUCCACAAAUGUUUAACAACACAAUGUCUACAUACUUGCCAGAUCACUCUUACAUGACCUUAUUAGACUCCUCCUGUUAUGUUGGACAUUUUUUUGAUCAUUUUAGAAAGAACCAUGUCUAGCAUUAUGGCUGGAUGUUUGUUUUAGCUUCAGUGUUUUAAACUGCAUGUCACAUUUAAUCAAAGCACCUCUUGUUUAAAUAUGAGUUGAUCCUCACCUGUUAUAAACAGCCAAAAGGUUACAGAUAUUUUAGGUUAGUUAGUUCUUCCAGUAUGUGUACCAUAUUUUUCUGACUAUAAGUCGCAGUUUUUUUCAUAGUUUGGCUGGGCUCCAGUGCGACUUAUAUAUGUUUUUUUCAUUCUUUAUUAUGCAUUUUCGGCAGGUGCGACUUAUACUCC